UUCCAAGAGGCUCGUUCGAGAAUGUGAAUUGCAAGUUGAUCAACGAUCGAACUGUUUUAUUUAUGUUCUUGACAGAACAAUCGGAAGGCAUCAGCAAUUUCUCAAGAGAAUUCGGAAUUAACGAUCGAGAAUACAGAUUCAACAUGGGGAAAUGUACAAAGUCACAACCUACAGAAAGUCCUAUGCAGGAAUUUAGUAGCAGUACGAAAAUAGCUACUGUCAUGAUUGGAGAAUACAAUGAGAAGGACGAACUAUACAAUCCCUUCGAACACCGUGAUAAGAAAAAUUCCAAUUCAGACUUCGGUGCUCUAGCUCACCUAUUAAAAUCGUCUCUUGGUACCGGAAUCCUUGCUAUGCCAAAUGCGAUUAAGAAUGGCGGAGUGUUAUUCGGUGGAAUCGGUACUAUAAUAAUCGGUAUAAUAUGCGCGCAUUGUGUCCACAUACUGGUUCGUUCGUCCCACGUGCUAUGCAAGAAAACGAAAACACCACAGAUGACAUACGCCGAGACAGCGGAGGCUGCGUUUUUUAAUGGACCAAAAACAUUAAGGCCAUUCGCGAACGCAAGUCGAAUAUUAGUAAAUAUUGCAUUGUGUGCAACUUACGUGGGCGGUACGUGCGUCUAUGUGGUAUUCGUAUCGACCUCGAUCAAACAGGUUGUGGACUACCACACCGGCAUGGACAUACAUCUUCGCAUGUACAUGCUCACGUUGAUUCCUGCAGUGUUGCUGCUGGGACAAAUUCGAAAUUUGAAGUAUCUGGUACCAUUCUCCAUUCUGGCCAACCUUUCCAUGAUGGUCGGUUUUGCGAUAACUCUGUACUACAUCUUCAGUGGAAUUGAACCACCACAGAACGUAAAGCUGAUAGCGUCGGUCGAACACUUGCCUGUGUUUUUCGCUACUGUGUUAUUCGCCAUCGAGGGCAUCGGCGUUGUGAUGCCUGUUGAAAAUAGUAUGCGGAAUCCGCAACAUUUUCUUGGUUGCCCGAGUGUCCUGAAUAUAACGAUGACUAUAGUGGUAUCUUUAUACGCUAUACUUGGUGUAUUCGGUUAUUUGAAAUACGGGGAAGCAGUUGACGCAACUAUCACGCUGAACAUACCAAUAACAGAAAUCCCAGGACAGAUGGUGAAACUACUUAUCGCUCUAGCGGUUUUGUUUAGCUACGGAUUGCAGUUUACCGUGCCAAUCGAUAUAAUAUGGGGAUUAAUGAAAGAGAAAUUCAGUCAUAAAUAUGAAGGAAUAUCUGAAACAGCACUAAGAAUGUUCAUAGCUUUGUUUACAAUUGCUGUGGCAUGUCUGGUUCCAAAACUCGAACCCUUUAUUUCCCUAGUCGGUUCAGUAUUUUUCUCCAUCCUUGGCGUCACAAUCCCAGCAGUCGUGGAAACAGUUUCGUGCUGGGAUGGCCACUUGGGUAAGUAUAACUGGAGACUUUGGAAGAACGGUGGACUUUUAAUAUUUUCUCUCUUAGCGCUAGUAUUCGGUUCAUGGAUCUCCAUCACAGAUAUAAUCAAAUUGUAUCAAUAAAGUAAUGACCUAAAUCUAUUUAUAAUUGCGUAUCCAAAAAGAACUUAAUGCAAAAUUAACACGUUCACUAUGUACGUCUCGUAUCCGAGUCAACAUACAUAUCCCCGUUCAUAAGUAUCAGAAUACUGCUCGUUUUGUACGAAAAUUAAUAUUUGAUGUAGAUUAUCGAAAAAACGAUUACUUCGUCUUUUUCAAAUUUAAAGGACCGAAUUUUGUAUUCACGAAAGAUAAUGAUGCAAGACACAUAAUGGGGCUGAUAAAAAUUUAGACUUAAUGACUAAACUAACUAGAAGCUCAUUGAAAAAAUUUGGAAUGAAAUUAUUAUAAGUAGGAAACUGUGGCUAAAAUCCGAUUUUAAGAAUUAUUUUAAGAACUGAUUUUAAGAAUAUAUAGUAUUCAUAGAAUCAGAUAACAAUAAACGUACAGGAAAAAUGAUGACACGAAAGAAAUUUUUGAGAUAAUUGUCGAGGAUAUUAUUUUAAUGUUUCACAUACGAGUUCCUUACCGUGUAAGAUUUUUAAGUGAGGUAGUAAUUCUUAACGAUUCUAAUAAUUUCUUUAUGAUUAUUUAACUUCUAGUUUUUCGUUAAUGUUCUAAUACUUAUGAAUUGUGAUAUAGUCUUACGAUAUACGAUAUAUGUGAUACCUACUUAUCAGACGUAGAAUACAAAUUAAAGAUAGCGAAAUUUGUAAAAGAAACUUUUUUAAUAAUUUAUGUAAAAAAACGUAUAUGUAUAAGUGUAUACGAUAUAAAAAUCGAUUUUGUACGAAAAUUAUUUGUUAGCAUAGAUUAUUAAUAGUAGAAAUUCGAUGAGAAGUGAAUGUAUUGAAGUUAUUAAGACUAGAUCUUUUUUAAGACGCUGUCGAAUAUCUGUACAGUCAUCGUGACAUAUUAGCUAUCAUUAUUUAUCAUUAACGUAAUUCACAUUCCCAUAGAGUAUUUAUUUUUAAGAGUAUUCGUGUACAUUGUGUAUUUAUCUCUGCGUUAUACUUAAGCAUUUUUGUAAUUUAAAGAAUAUUGUAAGAUCGUGAAGUAUUAUAAUUAAUUUGGCGAUCAUAAGAUUAGAUCGUAAUGGAAGAAAAAUCGAGAAAGCGUAUCUAAUUUUAAAGAGGAUAAAUAGAUAGGUGUUUUGUAUUUAUUGUAAAUAUUCAAGCUAGAGAUACAGUAUUUUUUAAACUAUGUAGUAUGCUUAGAUAUGAGUUUAGCAAUAAAGUAGAUUAGCGUUCGUGGACUUAUUGUUAAUGUAGUAGUGGUCGCAUUUUAAAAUCGUAGUAAAUUUCUAAAAAAGAAGGUAAUAUACUGUUAUUUAUUUACUUGUAUAAACGAAAAAGUAAUUUUCUUGCCUAUGUGUAUAAAUUUUAAUAAAUAAUCUAAUAUUUUUACUUUAAGCGAACGGAUGCGACUGUUAUUACAUUAAAUUUGUAGGAGUAAACAGUAUGCAACAUCGUAAAUUGUAAAUUUAUCACUGUAUAAAACAUUAAAUCUAUAUGCAUUUUUUUAGAAAUAAUCAAUCAUUUUUAAGUACUCUAGUGAGCUGUAACUUUCUUCGUUAGCAUCGUGUCUACUGUUCAAAAACAUCCGAACACUUGUUCAACAUUGACAACACAUAUUUUAAUCAUAAAAUUCCGGAUAAAUCAAACUGUAAUGAUUUUAUUUUGUAUAAUCGACAUGGCUGUGUAUAAUAGAAUAUGAUGAUGCGAUUAAAUUUGCUUGUAAAUGGUGAUACGCAAUAACAAAACUGACAUUUGUAAUUGUCAAACCUUUCAGAAUUAUUUUUUUAUUUGAGAAACUUCUUAUUCUCAAAUCAAUUUCUGACUUGUAAGUCGGAUUAACAUGAUUUUUCUAACUUGAUGAAAAAACCUUUGGAUGUUAAUACAAAUAACAAUUACAUACUAAACGUAUACAUGUAGUAAAUAACCAGAUGAACGUAGUAUUGCUACGUUUGUUAAUGGUUAAGCCGUAAAAAGAAACUAAACUAAACUAAACUAAAUUUUCAGAAUACUUGUGAACUGUAGUGUACAUUUAUUGAAAUGCCUCAAAUGCUUGUGCACGUGAGGGUCCCUGUGCGAUAUUAUCGGAUCGUGAAUUUGAUGAUAUUAGUAACGACUCUGCAAAUGUUGGUUGUGUUUUGCGUUUUGUACAAUUACAAUACAUUACAGCGACGAAAGUCAAAUGAAUUCCAAUCAUCAAAGGAAUUAUGUUUAUAUACCGAAAAAUUUUUAUUAGACGAAGCGUUUGAUAUGUGAAUCCUAUAAUCGCCAACGUUGGCGUAUUUCCCUGUAAAAUAUUUGUUAGAUAAUUAGUUCGUCUAUCGAUAUCUGAGAAAAAUUGUGAUUAUAUUUUGUACAUUUUGAUGUGAUCUGGACCAUGAUGUAAUGAAAGAUUGUAUUCAUAAAUUAACAUCUGUUUGUAGAAAUGUAUAAUGUUAUUCGAUUUCUUUGUCAGAAUUUUCCAAUGACAACGAAAUAUCAGACUUUCUUAAGAAUGAAAAGUGAAUAAAAUAUAUUAAAUCAAA
Bombus pyrosoma is the source of this 4035-nucleotide messenger RNA. Its product is annotated as proton-coupled amino acid transporter-like protein pathetic. Gene Ontology annotation, molecular function: amino acid transmembrane transporter activity. Gene Ontology annotation, cellular component: vacuolar membrane. The record is from RefSeq and is a predicted model, not a curated record. NCBI's taxonomy places the organism in Eukaryota, Metazoa, Arthropoda, Insecta, Hymenoptera, Apidae. The coding region runs from base 63 to 1520 and encodes 485 amino acids. Gene Ontology annotation, biological process: amino acid transmembrane transport. The transcript is spliced from 8 exons.